Messenger RNA from Scaptodrosophila lebanonensis, 1765 nucleotides. RefSeq lists its product as uncharacterized. Lineage: Eukaryota; Metazoa; Arthropoda; Insecta; Diptera; Drosophilidae. The transcript is spliced from 6 exons. The coding region runs from base 278 to 1663 and encodes 461 amino acids. The record is from RefSeq and is a predicted model, not a curated record. Gene Ontology annotation, cellular component: sarcolemma; dystrophin-associated glycoprotein complex.
GUGUCAGUGAGCGGAUUUUUUGUCGUGUUUUUUGUUAUUGUUGUUUCACUUCUUGUUGUUUUUUUCUCUGUUUCGGUCUAGAAAUACAGACAGCGUACAACUUUUGUUUGUUGUCAUUGGAAAGGCUUCAAAAUGCGUUUACAUCGGAGCAAGCGCUUGAAAAUCAAUUAUAAUCAUAUCGUCUCAGAACGAUAACAAAACAAAUUAAACGUUAGCAGAAACGAAACAUUUUCUCGGACUUAGUAGAUAGAUAACGAUAAAGAAAUUUAUAAUUGAAAUGCAAUCGCCAAUCGAUCGUCCUGUCAGCACUUACGACAAUCUCCUGACUGCUUCGAGUGCAUUACACACUAGCACACCAAAGUUCAAACAACACCAACAACAACCAGAACAGGAAGCAUUGGGAGAGCAAGAAUCAAAAUCGCAGUUCAAUAACAAUAGCGCAGAUCAAAAAUUUGCCAAGGACGAUGCAAUGACAGCAAUGGUGCAGAGUCCUUCGGAUCUGAAUGGGACCAGUCAUAGCAUAGCAGCCGUUAAGGCAGCUAUGAAUGACGCAAAAUCGAAAUUUUUCGGCAUUAACAACUAUGAAGCAUCAACGGCUCACCACUUAAACGUGAGCCCAAUAGAUACUGUGGAGGUACACAAAACCAAGCCCGAGCCAAAAUACCAGAAUGUACCACAGAAGGGGAAACAGACUUUGCAAGAUAAUGACACGGGAAGUGUUUUAGCAGCUGAAAAUGAUAUGCAACCGAUGAAGAUUGCAACAGCAACUGCAACACCGACUUCUCCCCAACACAAAUCUCUACGCUAUGCCACAUAUGAACAAGUGCCGUUGAACGAUUUGCAUGCACCACAACCAUCCCAGCAGGCUGUCUAUAUGAGCACAACGGUUCCGCAGAACAUGAAAGGUAUGAAAAUCGCUGGACGACAUACACCAACUAGAAAUAGUCUGAGACAUAGUCGCAUGAUUGUUGUCAAUAAUAAAAGCUCGGACACUGUUCAAGAUGCAUAUGCAGCUUACACACGGAACGUAAAAAUAUCACGCUAUCUCCUAAUAGUGCAAUUUAUAAUCGGCUUGCUGCUCAUAGUUCUCUCACUUAGUAUAUUUCUUCGAGCUCCAAACGCUUCCAUACUUGCUAAUCCAUACAUGAGCGGCUUUGCGCUGCUACUUGCCAGCAUUGCUGGGCUAUUCCUGUUGCGACGCCAUCAAAAAAAUGACUAUCGGCCUCAAAAGAAUUGCUACAAAAUGUUGGUCGUUGAGUCACACAUCUGUUCUGCAUUGGCGUUGAUCUUCUGCUGCCUUCUGUUAGUUUGUGGGGCCAUUGAAUUCGCUCAACUGAGAGCGGUUGAGUCCACGGGCGGGUGCAAUUCAACGAAUCCCUUUCUGGGCUUUAGCCACUGCCCAUGCACACAGGAAGAGGACCAACAAGGGCUGGAUGCGUCACUCGAGGACGACCCAGCCAUGCAAUAUCAAAACGGAGCUCAGAAUAAUCUCAACGGCAAUAAACAACCGCAUGAUGGUUGUGGCAUGGGCCCCGAUAAAUGGCCAAAUGUGUUAAUAUGCUCAAUGACACUAAACGUUCUGGGAAUGUUUGCUACUUUUUUAUAUGUUACAAUCUUUAUUUAUUGCCGUCUAAAUAGAACACAUUUUCACACAUCUGUCUAAGAAACAACACCUAAGGAAAAGAGAGAAAAUCUGUUUGCCUAAUUUAAAAACUAGUUACAUUUGUUAAUAAAUUAUUUAAGUAAAUUAUUUUGAUAUAAAAAA